GGCACUCGCUGGCCGCCCGCGCACCCGACACACCGGGGCGCAGCGGGAGCCCGUGCGGGGCGGGCGGCCGUCCAUGCGGCGGCGCUCGGGAAGCACGCGGGGCUGAGGAGUCGGCCGCUCCGGACUAGCCCAGGAGUUGAACACCACUUGAGCCUGUAGGAAACUGGGGAAUACCUCUGAGGAACCUGUGCCUUAGCCUGGCCCUGCAGCAUCAUGGUUUCCUAUCUCACAAGCUGUCUCAGUGCCCUGGGCGCCCUCCUGCUGCUUGGUUCUCAGCUUGUUUGCCCCCAGCCCUCCACUGAACACAGAAAGGUCCCACAACGGAUGGCAGUGGCCGAGGGAACCCCGGAGGACAGUGGCGGUGGCUCCCCAGGUGUGUGGGGCUCUUGGGGCCCCUGGUCUGCCUGUUCACGUAGUUGCAGUGGUGGUGUGAUGGAGCAGACACGGCCCUGCCUGCCCAGCUCCUACCGCGCUCGAGGAGGCUCCCGGCCCAAUGGCCCUGCACUGUCCAUCACUGGCCACGUUGUGUCAGCUGUACGGACCUCAGUACCGCUGCAUAGAAGCCAGGAGGACCAACGUACCCUGGCUGGCUCCAAUGCUAGCCGCCAAGGCCCCACAGUGGUGCGAGGCAGUCGACACCCACAGGCCCGAGGCCGUGAUCCUUCAGAGAGAAGGAGCAGGACCCGAGGUCCUAUUGGCCCUGGCAAGUAUGGCUAUGGGAAGGCUCCCUACAUCUUACCGCUGCAGACCGAUACCAUGCAUACUCCACAGAGGCUUCGGAGACAGAGGCCUUCAUCCAGGCACUCCAGGUCCCAGGACACAUCUGCUUCUAAGCAGGGCUACCGGCCACCAACCCACCAGUUCUCCCACAGCCGACCUCUCUACCAGAGCGACAGUGGCCCUCGCUCUGGACUGCCGCCUUCUAAGGCUUCUAGCUACCAGCUGCCCUUGACUCAUGAUCAAAGCUAUCCUGCAGCUUCAAGUCUCUUCCACAGCCCGGAACUGAGCAGCAACGAUGGUGCUAGGCCCCAUGGGGCAGCUCAGGCCUUUCCCCAGCAUCUGCGAUCAACAGCAAUCUCCUGCAUCGGGGCCUAUCGGCAGUACAAACUGUGCAACACCAAUGCGUGUCCAGAAAGCGGUAGAAGCAUCCGGGAGGUACAGUGUGCAUCUUACAACAACAAGCCAUUCAUGGGCCGGUUUUAUGAAUGGGAGCCAUUUGCAGAAGUAAAGGGUAAUCGCAAGUGUGAGCUGAACUGCCAGGCAACCGGCUACCGCUUCUACGUCCGGCAAGCCGAGAAGGUCAUCGAUGGCACACCCUGUGAUCAGAAUGGCACGGCGAUCUGUGUGUCGGGGCAGUGCAAGAGCAUUGGCUGUGACGACUUCCUGGGAUCUGACAAAGUCGUGGACAAGUGCGGGGUGUGUGGAGGUGAUAACACUGGCUGCCAGGUGGUGUCCGGAGUGUUCAAGCAUGCCCUCACCAGCCUGGGCUACCACCGGGUUGUAGAGAUUCCCCAAGGAGCUACAAAAAUUAACAUUACAGAGAUGCACAAGAGCAACAAUUAUUUAGCCUUGAGAAGUCGCUCUGGCCGCUCCAUCAUCAAUGGGAACUGGGCAAUCGAUCGCCCUGGGAAGUACGAGGGCGGAGGGACAAUGUUCACCUACAAGCGACCGAACGAGAUCUCCAGCACUGCUGGGGAGUCCUUUCUGGCUGAAGGUCCCACUAAUGAGAUCCUGGAUGUCUAUAUGAUACACCAGCAGCCCAACCCAGGAGUUCACUAUGAGUAUGUGAUCAUGAGGAACAACGCCAUCAGCCCACAGGUGCCACCGCACAGGGGACCAGGAGAACCUUUCAAUGGGCAGCUGGAAACGGAAGACAGAGGCCAGGAGGACGGAGAAGAGAGGGAGAAGAACCAGGAGACGGAAGACUCACAAGUCGAGGCCCCUGAGGUAUUCACGUCAGAAUCCACGCAGACCUUCCCAGUCAGGCAUCCGGAGAGAUUCCCUUCCCACCGAACAGACAACUUGGUGCCCCCAGCACCACAGCCCCCAAGGCGAAGCCGGGACCACAACUGGAAGCAGCUGGGGACGACAGAAUGCUCCACCACCUGUGGGAAAGGAUCGCAGUACCCUAUCUUCCGCUGUGUGCACAGAACCACACACGAGGAGGUUCCCGAGAGCUACUGUGACUCCAGCAUGAAGCCGACCCCAGAGGAGGAGCCCUGCAACCUUUUCCCCUGCCCAGCCUUCUGGGACAUCGGGGAGUGGUCCGAGUGCAGCAAGACCUGUGGCCUGGGCAUGCAGCACCGCCAGGUCCUGUGCCGCCAGGUGUAUGCCAACCGUAGCCUGACGGUGCAGCCCUACCGCUGCCAGCACCUGGAGAAGCCAGAGACAACCAGCACCUGCCAGCUCAAGAUCUGCAGCGAGUGGCAGAUUCGGACUGACUGGACCUCGUGCUCGGUGCCCUGUGGCGUGGGGCAGCGGACCCGAGACGUGAAGUGUGUGAGCAACAUCGGGGACGUGGUGCAUGACGAGGAGUGCAACAUGAAGCUCCGGCCAAACGACAUCGAGAACUGUGACAUGGGGCCCUGUGCAAAGAGCUGGUUCCUCACAGAAUGGAGCGAAAGGUGCUCAGCGGAGUGUGGGGCAGGAGUGAGGACACGUUCGGUGGUGUGCAUGACCAACCAUGUCAGCAGCCUGCCGUUGGAAGGCUGUGGGAACAACAGGCCAGCGGAGACUACGCCGUGUGACAAUGGGCCCUGCACAGGCAAGGUGGAGUGGUUCACUGGCAGCUGGAGUCAGUGUUCCAUCGAGUGUGGCAGUGGGACCCAGCAGAGGGAAGUUAUCUGUGUUAGGAAGAAUGCAGACACCUUUGAAGUGCUAGACCCUUAUGAGUGUUCAUUCCUGGAGAAGCCCCCAAGCCAGCAGGUCUGCCACCUCAAGCCUUGUGGAGCUAAAUGGUUUAGCACAGAAUGGAGCAUGUGCUCCAAGAGCUGUCAGGGCGGAUUCCGGGUGCGGGAAGUUCGGUGUCUCUCAGAUGACAUGACCCCGGGUAGCCUCUGCGACCCCCAGUUGAAACCAGAAGAGAAAGAAUCUUGUAACCCUCAGGACUGUGUCCCUGAAGUUGAUGAAAACUGCAAGGACAAGUACUACAACUGCAAUGUGGUGGUCCAGGCGCGCCUCUGUGUCUACAACUACUACAAGACUGCCUGCUGUGCCUCUUGCACCCGAGUGGCCAACAGACACAUGGGUUUUCUGGGGAGCCGAUAACACGCCUGCGCUCCUGGGGUUACAGGCAGUGCACCCGACUGGUUGCUGCUCUGCCAGGGACCCCAUUCUCACCUUCCUAAAGCCACAUGGUACCCAGGAUGUUGGAAAGCCAUGGAUGGCCCUUUGAGCACUGCCCUGUCCUGAUGACAACCUUUCUUGGGACCUGGCGCCUGCGGAUGCUGCUGUCUGAAAAUCCAGCAUACAGUUCUCAUCCCAACUCCAGACCUGCCGUCACCCAAGGCAGCAGCUGGACCCUGACCAAGCACAGACUCCUUCCUGGUGCUACUGUCCUGUCCAAAAUUAGAACCCCUUUGGAAAGUCAAGAGAGGGAAGCACCCCGUCCCACAGCAUCCACAAACCUUGCUGAGACCUGCGCACCCCUGAUGCCUCAGCCCAGCUGUGUCUGUUGCCAUUCUUAAAGACAAUAGACAGUUCCCUGCCUCGGGACAGAGGUAUCUCACAACAGAGUGCUUUCUUGUUUAGCAGGUACACAUGUUCUCUGACAUUAGCGCCCUGGAGGCUGCAGAAUGGGAGGCAGGGGGUGAAUAUGUGCUCCCACUUUACUAGCAAGGAGACUGAGGUCUACUUACGUAACUGAGUUGCUGUUUUGGGACAAGGCUAAGUGCCUACCCCAGAUGGUUGAGCACAACCUUCUCCCCGCAGCACCUCCAGUGACCAGCCUGGGCUCUGUCCAGGGCCUACAAUCUGAAGGAUAAAUGGGGUUCCUAUCUGACCAGGAGGCUGAGAAGUUUCUCAUUCUAUGAACAGCCCAGGCUUCUGAGACCCAUCCUCGGUCCCCAAGUGCUGCCUCAAAUGAGUUCUCUCAAGAUAGCUGCACCCCUGUUCCCCUUCCCUCAGCCAUAACUCCUGCUGACAGGAAUCUGGUGUUUACUAAGUUCCAUUCUCAACAGAACUGUCCCUCAAGACAAGAUAGCCAUGGGGAGAGCUGGCCUGUUGCCAGGGAUUCUCUGGGCCAAUCUGGAGCUAGAGCAAAUGCCCACAGGCUCUUGUUCUACCAUCUCUCCUGGGUUCUUCAUGGUACCACCUCGUGUACAGCCAUGCCAGUUAAACCAGCAACAUGCCCAUAUUGCAAUAGAAAGGGUCUUAUUUGAGCCUUGUGGACUGUCUGAAGUUUCUAUCUAGUGAUCUCACAUCCCUCCCUUCCACGGUGACUCAUGACUCUUUCUUCCCCCAAGCCGUGACCAUCAAGACUAACUUGAAUGCUACAGGUCUGAGAGAAGGAGCUAGGAAGCCCUCCGUAUCUCUGCUGAUUCACUCUGCCCAAUGUAAUUCCAGAGGCCCAAGCCUGAAGGGACUCAGUGCUUAUUGAAAGGUGAACCAUCUUGGGGUGCCAGGGACGGGGGAGAGACAAUUAAGAGAAAUAUUUUUUUUCUUUCUUAAAACUUGUAAACUUACAGAAAUGAUCUUAUUUCAGGUUCUGGGCAUAUUUCCCUUAAAGAAAGCACAUACCCUUAGCAUACAAUCUCUCCAUGAAGCAGCCUGCACUGUGACCGACCGCUCACGGCUGUGGGGAUGGUAUAACCUGUCCGGUCUCAUGCACUCUGUCAGGAUUCCAAUGGCCUUGACCUCUGAUUCCAAUGGCGAGUGUCCUCUGAGCCUUUGUCUCUGCCUGAGAAGCGAAGCACUGCUUCCAUUAGCCUGUGGGGCAGGAGAUACACAGCCCAGCAGAGACCACACUCGCCAUGCUAAGCGCAGAGAGAAGCCACCACAUGAGUGGCUUCUGUCCAGUUCCCUGCCUGUCCCUCUCACUAUAUGCCUCUGCUUGUCCUGGGCAGCUUUCCUUCCAUGCAGCCAUUCUCAGAUUUUGCUGGACAAGUCAGACAUUUGAAGAAUUCCUUGGAAGGUGUUUGUGUGCAUGCUGGAGGGUAAGGCAGGCAUGGUCUGUGGGUAAAAUAUAGGCUGGCAUUAUCUCCAGGAAAGGAAGAUGUUCUAGCAACCAAAGCCACCCAACAAUGGGUGGUCACAGGACUUUUCUGCAUCUCUGAUCCUUCAAAUUCUCGGGGCUGGGCUGGGUUGGUGGUGCCUUUGUCUAUCCUAUGUCACAGAUGUCACCUCACAGUUCUUAGGAAGUACAGUGAUCCUCUUGUAGUGAGUAUAGGUCAGAGAAAAUGGGGCAGGCUCUGGUCUUUAGGCAAACACCAAACCAAACCAAACCAAACCAAACACCACCAACAAAACUAGAAAACACUUCAUCUAAGUUCAGUGGAUAUUUCCAGAAAAAUGAGCUGUUCCUGGGAGUUCAGUCCCAUUGAGAAGGUUACAGAUUUUUAGAAUGGGGUCAAUUAACCACUUUGUUUAGAAGGCCAAUCUUGCAAAGGUCCCUGGUUCCUCCUUCCAUCCCCUACACAGUGUGGGCAGUGGGGCCUUGGGCUCCCCAGUGAUUACCAGUGAUUGCCUGUCCCUGCAGAUGGUGCUUUACACGCCACCUCCUUCUCAGGCCCUCUUCACAUUCCCUUCGUUGGCUGUGGUUUGGAACUGAAAGUUAUAUUUCAAUAUUGAUUUUCCUCUGGUGUGCCAGAUGGCCACAUCAUGAGCUCUGAAUGAAAAAUUAGGCAAAUUAAAGCUACUGUGUAGCCUUUCUUAACAAAAGUCAACAAAGCCCCAAAUGAAAAGCGUGUGCUGUCUCCCUUUCACUGGAAAAACAAAC
Molecule: messenger RNA, 5935 nt
Organism: Mus pahari (shrew mouse)
Lineage: Eukaryota; Metazoa; Chordata; Mammalia; Rodentia; Muridae
Gene: Thsd4
Product: thrombospondin type 1 domain containing 4
Exons: 18
Coding region: 214-3267 (1017 amino acids)
Biological process (GO): extracellular matrix organization
Cellular component (GO): extracellular matrix
Molecular function (GO): metalloendopeptidase activity
Source: RefSeq, a predicted model, not a curated record